AAAUAAUAUAUUAUUAUUUUAGUAUUUAAUUUAUAUUAAUAUUAUUUUUCAGUCCUUUCGGCUUUAAAAAGGUAUGACACAGGUGAUAGAUUCCAUCUAUUUCUUUAUUUUCCCAUGUAUCGUAUGUUUGUAACAAUAAGAGGUACAAGGUUACUUAUGAAUUAUUGAUCUCUCUGGUACUUUGUCGAUGUGGGAUUUGUCUAAGGUAUUACAAAUACUUUCGAGGGAAAAAAAUAAAUAAAUAAUCUUUUCUUCCCCCAUUUUAGCCAACUGUGUUCCCUUCCCCAAAUCCCUAGCUCCCAAUUUUCCCAAAUCCAUACACUCAAGUUCCCAAUCUCAACUUCCUAAAAUUUGACAAUGAAGAUGAUUUAUUCGUCGGGUUGAAUCGUCGGCUCAACUUGAUAAAAUGAGACAGGAGAUAUAAUUUGCUAAAGUUUCAUGUUUCUGUACUAAGCUCUUCUUACUAAGCUCUUCCUUAAUUGUGCUAACUUGGCAUGUCAACGUGUUUUGUAUCUUGAACUUUCUAAGUUGUGACCAACCGACUAAUGAUGGAUGUACCUUUUGUAGUACUUCUCACUAGAGGACUGGACUCUUUACUUCUUGUUGUUGAGUUCUCCUAAAAGGUGGUUUAAUGUAACACUUUAGGCAAAUCCCACAUCGACAAACCACGGGAGAGAUCCAUACUUUAUAAGUAAGAAACCGAACCUAACUGACAAGAUGCGUUUUGCGGUGAAAUGAAAAAGUUCUUGUGAGAACUCCAAAGCCCAAAGUUAAACGUGCUCAGUGUGAAGUACUACAAGGAUGAGUGACCUUAUGGGAAGUCACCUUGAAUUGCACCCCAAGUCGAAAAUCGUGAGGGUCGAGACCCAAAGCCGACAAUAUUUUCGUCGAGAAAAGGUUCGGGAUGUUACAAGUGGUAUCAAAGUCACCCUACGUCCCUCUUGAACGAUGGUGGGGCAAACUUCAACAAGGGCAUUGAGCCCGGGGGGUAUGUUACACCUUAGGCGAAUCUCACAUCGACAAAGCACGGGAGAGAUCCGUGUUUCAUAAGUAAAAAACCGACCUUAACUGACAAGAUGCGUUUUGGACUUUUGGUACACAAAUGACAUAUCGAACAUCAUUGUAUAUAAAUGACAAUUUAUUGUUAUUCUCAGUGGCAUUUCUCCUUUAAAUAUUAAAGUGGUUUUCUUUUUUAUGAAAUCAGGAAUCUUUUUAGAUAAUUAAAUGUUACUAUGAGCAAUGGUAAUGUUUGAUAAAGUGGUUUUUUUUUAUGAAAUCAGGAAUCUUUUUAGAUAAUUAAAUUUUACUAUGAGCAAUGGUAAUGUUUGGCACACGAGCUAUGGGUUCAAAUUAUGCAGGUGAAGUACUUUCACCAUAGAGAGGGGAACAUCAUCAAAAUGAAAACCAACAACCAUUUAACAUGUGGAAGGCUAUCCUUAAAUCUAUGCCACUCAUGAAGAAAGCUACAUUGUAGAGUGUUCGUGAUGGGGAGACCACGGGCUUUUGGACACGCCCCUUAUUGGAUUGUGAUAUAAUCCUUGAAGAACAUUUGUUGUGCAAUCUUCCUGAAGACGAAAGAGAUUCCCCUAUGACCUAUUGGGUUACUAAGGAAUGUGAGUGGAACUGGGAGAGGAUGAGAACACCUCUUCCUCUUCCUCAUGAUAUUUUGUCUUACAUUGUAAUGAUGGAUGAUGCUCUUAAGCAUGAGUUGGGUGAUGAUCGAACGAUAUGAGAAAUUGAGAGAGACAACAAGUUUAGGCGUAGGUUAGCACACCAACUCAUUGCUGAUGAUAUGGAAGAGGAGGAGUACGAGUUUUUGAGAGAGCUUUGGAGAUGGAAAGGGCCUAGCAGAGUGAAGCACUUCCUGUGGCUUGUCCUCCACCAUCGACUCAUGACAAAUAAGGAAAGAGUGGAACACAAAUUGACCAUGAAUUGCAACUUCAAGCGAGGCAAUGGAUCUAAAAAGACAGUUGAGCACAUCUCGCGAGAUUGCAGGAGGACUAAGGGAGUCUAGAACUUCUUCAAAGACAAAGUCUCAACAAGGACUUCAAGAAAUGGAUGGUGUCAAAUAUGAAGGAUGAAGACAAUGGUGUCGAAUUUUGCAUUAUUUGUUGGAUUGUUUUGAAGCAAAUGAAUGAGGAAGUAUUGGAUGAGAAUAGAUUCACAACUCUAGGAACUAUGCAUAGAAUCUUGGCUUGGAUCCAAAUUUUGAUUCAAGCAAAGGAAAUGAAGAAAAAAUUAUUAUUUAAGGAUAAACUAGGAGAACUAGAAAAGAGACUGAAAUUGGAUGGAACCCAUCGAGAGAAGGAUGGAUACAACUCCAAUAUGAUGGUUCAGUUAACCCGUGAAUAUGAAAUGUUGUUGCAACAUGUCUUCUCAUAGAUUACUUGGGACGAUGCAAGGAAGCUUUCAUCUGCAAUCUUGGGACAAGCUCAAUCAGUUGAGCGGAGCUAAGAUGUGUUGCUGAGGGCUUAAAAUUGGCUUCGGAAACAGACUACAGGCAAAUCUAACUCAAGUUGGAUUCCUCCACUGCUGUCAACAUUAUUGGAAACAUUGCAAAGUAAAUUGGACAACUUUUGGAUCUUGAUUGAUUGGAAUGUAUCCCAUCUCAAAUGUGUAUAGAGAAAGCAAUUAUGUUGCUAAUAUUUUUGCUAGUAACAGUCGUGAUGUUUCUUUAGGCACACGUUCUUUUGAUGUGCACGACCCAAACUUAUAUUACCGGCUUAGGUAUAGUAUCAUAGACAUCACCAUAAAUCGUUCUAUAAAAUUAGGAUGAGAAUUUUUUUGGGAUAUUACUGUAACACUUUAGGCGAAUCCCACAUCGAUAAAGCACGGGAGAGAUCUAUUGUUCAUAAGUAGGAAACCGUCCUUAACUAACAAGACACGUUUUGGAGUGAAAUGGAGGAGUUCUUGUGAGAACUCUGAAGUUAAACGUGCUUAGUGUGGAGUACAACAAGGAUGGGUGACUGAUGACUUGAUAUAUACACAUGUUUUUGUCCACCAUUCUUACACCGUUUGAGUCUUAUCUCUCAUGUUUUAGGCCAAUUUCACGCUAGGUUGUUCUUGUUUGUGAUAUUUCAGGUCCUAGUACAUGAAUGAAGGUUUGGGAACGAGUUCGGGGUCGAUUGGACGAAGAUCACACGUUUGACGAGAAGCUGAGGAAGCCACACGGGCACGCCGAAAAACCCACACGGCCGUGUGACACCAAAUUGCACGGGCAAGCCACACUGGCCGUGUAAGGGAACCCAUGUGGUCGUGUGGAAAUUCCAGGGAACUCACACGGGCAGCCUGGAAAUCCACACGGCCGUGUGGUUUUGGCCGUGUAGCAUGCCUGAAGUCCACUUAUCGAAACGCCGCGUUUUGCACACUCACACGGGCAGCUGGGAAAGCCACGCGGCCGUGUGGCCUGGCCGUGUGGUAGGGAAUUUCUGGGUUUUAAACCAAAUUCGAGCCAAAGGAGGGGGAAUCGACUUUUUGGAGCAAAAACAGAGCCCUAAAGAGAGAAAGUGCGAAGAACACCUCCUAAGAGUGGUUUUGGAGCUGGGUUUCAUCAAUCAAGCUUGGAAAUCAUC
Molecule: messenger RNA, 3572 nt
Organism: Linum trigynum
Lineage: Eukaryota; Viridiplantae; Streptophyta; Magnoliopsida; Malpighiales; Linaceae
Source: the annotation of a GenBank genome assembly